CACAAAAGUGUGGGGGGGGGGAGGGGCAGGCCCUCAGUAAAAAAGUGGAGGGGCCAAUCCCCCAACCGCUUCCGCCUCCGUUGACUGUACUAUAGUCGUCGCAAUAUUCCGUAUCAUAUUGUUGUGAUUUUGUAAUGAAGUUUAAUUGUUUUUGAAGGUAGAUUUUGUUUUCUUUGUGAGUCAAACGUACAAUAGAUUUUUAGCUGAAUUUAAUUAUUUUUUGUUGUUGUUGUAUGUUGUAGUUGUUCAGUUUAACUUAGUUUAAAGAAACGUUAUGCAUGUGGAAGCGGUUUGGUGCAAUGGAAAUGAUAGGGUUUCCCAACCUUGAGGUCGUGGUUUCAGUCCUUUGCUGUGCAUUUCGUUUUGUCCUUGUUUUGUCUGUUUCACUACUCAGCUGUAUGAAUGGGUACCAGCAAAUUGCUGGAAGUAACCUGGUGGAACAGCGUCCUGCCCAGGGCGAGCAUCACACUCACCGCUUCACGCUACUUAGAACUGGGGACAAUCUCCAGCCCAUGACUCAUGAGCACCGUGGCUCGGCAAAGAUUUAUUUUUUUACAUCACAUGCAAUUCAGUCAUGAUCAAUGAUGUUAUGCCUAAAUUUAAUUUAGAAAUACAGAGAGUAUACAGUUUAUCAGUGACAUCAAAAUUGAAGUAACAAAAACAUGUAAUAAUAUAAAAUCAUACUAGAUUAUUAUUCAUAUUAUCUAUAUUAUAAGUAUGCAAGUUUUCCUAUCCUACGAGCCGUGACAAAUCUUUUAAUUUAUGAUAGGUAUUAAUACUGUUCAUUAUAAGGGUCGGCCUACCUGUACAUGCUUUCGAACACAAGUUAAUCUUAUAUAAUCUAUGAUAUUAUAGGCCAACUAUUAUCAUUUACAAUAAGUUAUUAGAUAUACAGACCUGGUAAAUUUUGUCCCAUUUCUUUUAACAGGUUCCAGUUUGACCACUGCAUAGGGUAAAGUCUUUCGGGUUCUUUACUUGACUGGCACCACUGACGGAUGUAGAUUACGCCUCACCCCUUAUACUUGUGGAUUCAAGAGAAGGUUAAUACAGGAAGGAAGUAGCAACAACCAAGCCACAAUCGUUCUGACGCUGCUUACUGGUAGUUAGCGAAACUGCUUACACCGAAAAAGAUAUAGGGACGGAGAUAUUUUUGGAGAUGGCCUUUAUUGUUAUGAACUGUUCUGCGGACACAAUGGAAGUGUUCGCUACCCCAACAGGGGCCACGUUGUUCUCAAUUUACUUCGUCUUAAUAUGCAUCUGCUCAAUUGUGGAAAAUGCUAUCAUCUUGACGGCAAUAAUUCGCGUAAAACGACUACACAAACGUCGGAAUAUCCUCAUCUUCAACUUAGCUGUGACGGACUUAAUGGCUGGCGUAAUUUAUCCUUGUAGUACUAUUUUAAACACAGUCUACAUGGAAAGCAUUGGCUUUAUUAUAGGUAUUGUAUCCGUCUUUACCAUCCUCGCAAUCGCCACCGAACGCUUCCUGAAGAUUGUUGUAUUCCCGAAGCGUAGCAACUCGUACAUUGGCACUACACGUCAACUUGUGGGAGCAUCGAUUUUUGCAUGGGUGAUACCGUCGGUCAUCUUAUUGCCUCUUUCAUUAUAUGACGAUACUCUACAUAUUGUUAUUUCCCUUACUCUUGGACCAUUGUGCAUUUUUGUUGUGAUGACUGCAAUAUCUGUACUCUACUUUGCAAUAUAUAUCAAAAUACGCUCUCAUGAUAAACGAAUGCAAACUAAUUUAAACCGAACCGAAAACUAUAGUCUCACUAAGCUUGUUCUAAAGGCAUAUGUUGUCAUAGUCGUAGUGUACGCUAUUUGUUGGUUGCCUUGGGCGAUAGAAUCUUUCAGAAAUAUAUACACAACUUAUUAUGAUAUCAUUGACGAAGAGAGUCAUUGUAUUCCCCCAACUUUGGCUUUCUUUAUCGGUGUCGCUAUGGUAUUGCUAAAUUCCGCCGUAAACCCGAUUAUAUAUUGGCUUAGGUUACCGGAUUUCAGGAAAGGGAUUCCGGAAUUGUUUGGUUGUUGUAAAACAAAAAAUACUUGUUUUAAAAGCGUACACAAUUCUAGUUCUCAAAAUACAACCUCUAUUGGCCAUAUCACCCAUACAGACGAUUUAAACUUAACUCAACAAGAUCGUAAAUAGUGUGACAAUGUGCUAGGUGGCGGUAAUGAUAUUUUCGACAUAUUAACAAAAACCUGUAGGGCCUAUUAUAUAAAAUAGUGAUAGGUAUACUACGGUACCGGU
This is a messenger RNA of Anneissia japonica, 2248 nucleotides long. Its product is annotated as sphingosine 1-phosphate receptor 1-like. The record is from RefSeq and is a predicted model, not a curated record. Lineage: Eukaryota; Metazoa; Echinodermata; Crinoidea; Comatulida; Comatulidae. The transcript is spliced from 3 exons. Gene Ontology annotation, molecular function: G protein-coupled receptor activity. Gene Ontology annotation, cellular component: membrane. Gene Ontology annotation, biological process: G protein-coupled receptor signaling pathway. Bases 1157 to 2146 code for a protein of 329 amino acids.